GCGGAUUCCACCGUCCCAACAAAAAACCCAUCUUUCUCUCCUCCUCCGUCAUAUAUGGCCGCCGGCGGCGGUCUAAAUUUGCAACCGCAACCAUAUAUUUUCCUGCCGCAGUCGGUGGAGCAGCUGCUGCGUCGAAUUUGCGAAGAGAAAAAGCAUCCCUGGCCAGAAGACGACGUUUUGCGGAGGCUGAGUUCGCUGACGGAGAUGAAGGCACUCGAGCUCCUCCGUCAGAUUGCCCGCGCCAAAGAAGUUAAGACUCUCAACGGUUACAUCAUCUGGCUCUGUCAGGCCCAGUAUUCCUCCUCCUCUCCUUCGCAAUCUUCUCUUGCUUCUCAAUUCCAAGGUGUGACUCUCACUCAUCGCUGCUCCUCAGCUGUUGAGCAACCUGUAGCUGUAGGCAAUGGAGAAGCAGAGCUGGAAGCUUUGGGAGAACUUGAAUUCAGAAAACAGUUUCUGAUUCUAAAUUACUCUGGAGGAAUGCAGUGGGGAAGUGUUAUAGCGGCGGAGACUAUUAGGAGUUGGAAAGAUUUGCCAAUGCAUGUAUUUGAGACCAGAGUUUGGGAAGCUUUGGGUCGCAAUUAUAUCGGCAAGGAAGACCGGCGUUUGACUUUUGAAUGGGAUUCGGGAAAAACACACCUCUAUCAUUGUUAUGUUUCUUUGGAUGGGAGUUUCCAAUUCAAGGGUCCGUUUCUAAACAAAGAAAGAACUCUCCUACAGAAAGUUUUAGGAGAUGACAAUGUUUUAAUGGUGAAAUUCGCUGAUGAGGGGAAUGGGACAGGUCCCUCAAAUUCUUACAAUAAUAAGUAUGCUACAUAUCGCAAGCUUGCAAGAGAAGGGAUUCUUGUAGGGUUGCGACGAUAUCGUUUCUUUGUGUUCAAAGAUGGUGGUAAAGAGGAAAAGAAAAAAAACCCAACUUCAUCACCCGUGAAGUGUUAUUUUGUUCGUAUGGACUCUGAUGCUUCAAUUGACAGGGAUGUAUGGCAUAUGUUAGCUAACAGAACAAUUUAUGAAGCAAGAUCUCUUUUCAUGCAUGCCCAUACUGUGUCUAGUGUGGCCACCUACAUGGCUAGGUUUUCACUCAUUCUGUCAAAGACAAUCAGAUUUCCAGUAGAUCUGUCAGUUGUGAAUGUUGAGUUUAUUGAUGAGGAAUAUUGUAGGGAUGAAUCUGGUAACCUUAUUUACAGAGAUGACAAACCGCUUAUACAUACAGAUGGCACUGGAUUUAUAUCUGAGGAUUUGGCUUUACUUUGUCCGAAUAACAUAUCCAAAGGAAAGCGUAUCAGUAAUCAAAAAAUCGAGCCUUUGCUCAUACAGUUCCGACUGUUUUACAAAGGCUAUGCUGUUAAGGGAACGUUUCUUGUCAACAAAAUGCUGCCACCGAAAACAGUCCAGAUUCGACCUUCAAUGGUUAAAGUUCAGAUAGAUCCAGAACUUUCAGAUAAUGAAACAGUGAAUGCAUUAGAGAUAGUUGGAACAAGUAUUCCACCCAGGAAGUCAUAUUUAUCGAGGAAUUUAAUUGCGCUUCUAUUCCAUGGAGGGGUGCCAAAAGAAUAUUUCAUGGAAAUACUUGAGAGAGCUUUGGAAGAUGCUCAUAGUGUUUUCUGCAAUGCACAUACCGCACUCAAAGUUGCCGUUAACAAUGGUGAGAUUGAUGACAAUUCCAAUACGGCAAGAAUGAUCCUAUGUGGUAUUCCCUUAGACGAAUCAUAUUUGCAAUAUCGUCUAUCGAUAUUAAUAAAAGAGGAAAUGAAAGGUCUUAGAAGAGGGAAACUGUAUGUUCCUGAUUGCUAUUACUUGAUGGGGACAGCUGAUCCAACCGGGAUUCUAGAGAAAGACGAAGUUUGCAUUAUCCUUAACAGCGGACAAGUUUCAGGCAAGGUAUUAGUGUAUCGGAAUCCUGGUUUACACUUCGGGGAUAUUCAUGUUUUGAAGGCCACUUAUGUGAAGGAGUUAGAAUAUGUUGUUGGAAAUGCCAAGUAUGCUAUAUUUUUCUCUCGCAAAGGCCCGCGUUCUGUAGCUGAUGAAAUAAGUGGUGGAGAUUUUGAUGGUGAUCUCUACUGGGUUUCAAGAAACCCUCAGCUACUGGAGUAUUUCAAACCCAGUGAACCUUGGGUUCCGGCUUCUUCAGCUCCUAAAGCUGCCAGUGUCAAACCAGCUAAGCUUUCGAAAGAAGACCUAGAAGAGCAGCUCAUAAAUCUGUUUUUGACAACUAGAUUUAAACCAAGUUAUGCAAUGAGUGAGGCAGCUGAUAGCUGGCUGGCUAUGAUGGAUCGCUACUUGACCCAAGGAGAUAGUAGCAUUGAUGAGAACUUAGUGAAGGCAAACAUACUGCGUUUGGUUGAUAUAUACUAUGAUGCGCUAGAUGCGCCGAAGAAAGGUGGAAAGGUUGAAGUUCCCAAAGACUUGAAGGUGUCAAAGUUUCCUCAUUACAUGGAAAAGAAAAAUUCAUCUUCAACUUCGAUUUUAGGAUCGAUUUAUGAUACGGUGAAUGAGUACCAACCAGACGACCUCUCAACCAGAGAAGUUAAGAAACUUCCCAUUUUCGAUGUUGAAGUCCCUGAGGAGUGCUUGAUCAAAUGGAGGGAACAAUACAAACUGUACAGGUGUGACAUGACCUCAGCAUUGCGAAAUGGUGAUCAAGAGGGGAAGAAUCAGGUUGCCGGGGAGCUCAUAACAAAGUAUAGAGAGAUUCUGUACGGUGGUGAUGAUUUCGACAAGAGUACAAGGCCGAUGGGUGAAAUAUUUGACGAGGCGAUCGCGAUAUAUAAUAUCUGUUACGACUAUGCCAGGAGUGCAGGUGUAAGUAAAUGCGGGUUUGCAUGGAAAGUUGCAGGGUCAGCUCUCUUCAAACUUCACUGGAUCAAACAAGGUGAUGCAUGCCCUUUUCUGGUGUCACCCUCUGUCUUGAAGGAAAUUCUGUAACUAAGAAAUGGAUCGUGUAAUCUAGCUAGCCUUUAACGACUGUUUAUUAUGGUCACGAAAUGUUGUAUAUAUUGUAGCAUUUUUGUGUAUGUAUAUAAAUCCAUGGUUCCCAACCAUGGAUUCCCAACUAGUUUGGAAUGACAAACUCAAAUGUUGAGAAUAAAAUCUACUAUAAAGUGAAGACACUAGCAAUUUUCUCA
Molecule: messenger RNA, 3122 nt
Organism: Pyrus x bretschneideri (Chinese white pear)
Lineage: Eukaryota; Viridiplantae; Streptophyta; Magnoliopsida; Rosales; Rosaceae
Product: probable RNA-dependent RNA polymerase 3
Biological process (GO): siRNA processing
Cellular component (GO): nuclear RNA-directed RNA polymerase complex
Molecular function (GO): RNA-directed RNA polymerase activity
Source: RefSeq, a predicted model, not a curated record